Messenger RNA from Lethenteron reissneri (Far Eastern brook lamprey), 4199 nucleotides. RefSeq names its product regulatory factor X4 (gene RFX4). The record is from RefSeq and is a predicted model, not a curated record. Gene Ontology annotation, molecular function: RNA polymerase II cis-regulatory region sequence-specific DNA binding; DNA-binding transcription factor activity, RNA polymerase II-specific. Lineage: Eukaryota; Metazoa; Chordata; Hyperoartia; Petromyzontiformes; Petromyzontidae. Gene Ontology annotation, biological process: regulation of transcription by RNA polymerase II.
AGCAAAAUUAGUUGGCUCAGAACCCUUACGGCGCGUCUCUCUGUGCAAGUCCUGCAAACGACAACAGAAAUAAAGCCACUGGCCAUCUCGGGAAAUGCAACGGACUGGGCGGUAAAACAAAAAAUAAAGCAAGUUCAGCCGUCCAAAGGCAAAUCCGGUCCAGCCACAAACUUUUCGACAAAUCCAGCCAAUUCUCUACCAAUCCAGAUUUUUUUUGGUCUUUCUCUCUCGCCAGAAAUCUCAGCAAUCGCUUAUUUACCAAUCCAGCCACGUCGGCGGCAAUCCGUCCGGCGUCGUUUUACCGACGAAACAAGAUCGCCGAAAAGAGCAGGCAAACGUCUCCGUCGAUCCAGCCAUCGUACUCCCCCAACCAACCCCGGCCAUCUCUCCUGUAAACUCGUCAAACAAAUCUCUCGCGACCUUAUCCAGCCACCGUCCUACCGACCCACCCAGCCCAUCCAGCAAUCGUUCUACCAAACCCAUCCAGCCAUCUCUGAAGCGAGCAAAGCGAGCCGUCCCAUACGUCCAGUGUUUCAAGCAAUUCUCUCCACCACCAACCCCAUCGAUUGAGAAAUCUUUCGACGCGAUCUACCAAAAAGGCGUGCGGGCCACCUCUCCAAACGGCGCAUCUGUCCACCCUCAUAAAGCCAGCUCAUUGUUCCCGGCCAUCCUCAGCCAGUCUUCUGCAGCCAUCCAGGAUUGUUGUCCCCUUCUGCCUCUGACGACGGAGGAGGCGGCCGGGAUUGGGGGGCCGUGGCGAGAGGGCCGGCAGCCGCGGCUGCGAGCAUGCACUGCAGUCUUCUGGACGCGGACAUGGACUCAACAGAGAGCUGGAUCGAGCGGUGUCUGAGCGAGAGCGAGGGCAAGGGGAGGUACCCCCCCGAGCACAGCCCCCUCGGGUCCCUCUCCAACGAGGAGGAGCAUGACGAGAAAGAUAACAGCCGUGCCUCCAAGCCGCACUCCACUCCCGCUACCCUGCAGUGGCUGGAGGACAACUAUGAGAUCGCCGAGGGGGUGUGCAUCCCGCGCAGCGCGCUCUACAUGCACUACCUCGACUUCUGCGAGAAGAACGACACGCAGCCCGUCAACGCCGCCAGUUUCGGCAAGAUCAUUCGCCAGCAGUUCCCACAGCUCACCACUCGACGGCUGGGCACGCGGGGACAGUCCAAGUACCACUACUACGGGAUCGCCGUGAAAGAGUCUUCGGCCUACUACGACGUCAUGUACUCGAAGAAGGGCGCCGCGGGGCUGGGCGACACGGCCAAGAAGGAGGCGCCCAAGCAGGCGGUCGCCUACUCGCCGCGCUCCAAGCUCGGCACCCUCCUGCCCGACUUCCCCAGCGUCAAGGAGCUCACGCUGCCGACUGGCAUCCCCGCAGAUAAGGUGUCCACCUUCAUCAUGAUGUACCGCACGCACUGCCAGAGGAUACUCGACACGGUGAUCCGGGCCAACUUCGACGAGGUGCAGAGCUUCCUGCUGCACUUCUGGCAGGGCAUGCCCCCCCACAUGCUGCCCGUGCUCGGCUCCCCGGCCGUGGCAAACAUCGUGGGGGUGUGCGACUCGAUCCUCUACAAGGCCAUCUCGGGCGUGCUCAUGCCCACUGUGCUCCAAGCUCUUCCAGACAGUCUCACCCAGGUGAUCCGAAAGUUCGCGAAGCAGCUGGACGAGUGGCUCCGCGUGGCGCUGGACGACCUGCCGGAGAACCUGUGCGUCGUCAAGUUCGAACUGGCCCGGAGGUUUUCUCAGAUCCUGCGGAGGCAGACUUCUCUCAACCACCUGUGCCAGGCGUCGCGCACGGUCAUCCACAGCGCCGACAUCGCCUCGCAGAUGCUGGAGGACUGGCGCAGCGUGGACCUGGGCAGCAUCAGCAAGCAGACGCUCUACACCGUCGACGAGUGGCGAGAGGAGCACCGCGCACUCACCGAGACGCUCUACCAGGAGUUUGAGCAGCUGCUGGAGGAGCAGUCGCCCAUGGAGUCGUACAUCGAGUGGCUCGACUCGAUGGUGGAGAGAUGCGUCGUGAAGCCCGCGACCAGGAGGCCCGGCACCCUGAAGCAAGUGGCCCGCCAGUUCCUGCUGAUGUGGUCGUGUUUCGGCACCCGCAUCAUUCGCGACAUGACGCUCCACAGCGCGCCCAGCUUCGGUUCCUUCCACCUCAUCCACCUGAUGUUCGACGACUACGUCCUCUACCUGCUCGAGUCGCUGCACUGCCAGGAGCGAGCGGCCGAGCUGCUCCGAGCCAUGCGGGGCGAGGGGCCCGUCGGCGCUGCCGAUGAAGCCGCCUUGCCCAACCCUCGCCUGCCCUCGCCCACAACCACCUCCACCACCGCCGCCUUCCACCCGCAAGAGUCGACCAUGGGCAUGGAGACGCAGUCCGUGGUCUCCUCCCUCAGCGCACACUCGCCCGGGCCCAGCGGCGUCACCUCCCCCACCGGCAGCAAUCGCUCCUUCCCCAGGUCGCCGGUCGCUCCGUUCCAGUCCGUGGCGGCGGUGGCGGCGCCCGGCCCGGUGCCCCAGGGGGAUCCGAGCCCCCAGGCCACGCUGCCGUACGCCCGCGCCUUCCCGUCGCAGCACUCACCGCUGGGGCACACGCCGCACCGCUCCGCGCCGGCCUUCCCUCAGCACGAGCAGCACGGCAGCUACACGGGCAGCUACAACUACACGAGCUACGCGCCGGCGGUCCCCGCUCAGCACCCCCACGCUCACCACCCCCACGCUCACCCUCACCCGGCAGCCCCUCACCACGGCUCCGCCGGGCCCGCCGUGACCUCCUACCACGCUGUGUCGCACGAGCAGCCCGUGCUGGCGCAGCUGCACUACCCGACGGCCGCCUACCACCACCACCACCGCCGCUCAGCGCCGCAGUACCCAUUCAGCCGGCAGUCCGGCCGUCUCGAGCCGUGCCUCCUGGGCUCCUCCGCCGGCACCGGCUCCGUGACCCCGCGCUGGGGCGACGGCACGGGGGGCGGCGGGGGCAGCGGCGGCCACGCUCUGGUCGGCGGCGCCUGCUACGGGAGUCCCGCCUCCUCCGUGUCUCCCUCCUCCGUCUCCCCUUCGUCGUCCUCCGCAGCCGCGCACCACCACCACAAUCACCACAACCACGGACACCACCACCACCACCACGCGCACGUCCAGCGUUACAGCGCUGGCGGUGCGGUGGCCCCGCUGCCCGCGCCGCCGACCUCGGACAUGUUCGCGCCGCUCGGCAUGGCUCGACGCGCCUCCGACUACGACCCCGGGCAGCACUUCCCGGGAUUCGCGUACAUCAGCGGCGAGGCGGCCGCCGCCGCGAGCGCCUGGUCCAAGUGACGAUCGCGGGCGAAAACGACGACGACGACGACGAACGAAGAUGGGGCACGGCGAGGGAUGAGUUCGGUCUGGAGCCACCGACGGAACGACCGCACGCAUGCAGGGCUUUGCCAGGAAUGGCGCGCGGUUCGACGGCCACAAUGAUUUUGGCGAGUCCGAGCGGCGGGGACGGGUCAGCGUCCCCCCGUCGCUCUCUGCGCACUUACAGACGAGCGCUUCGUGCCUCCGAAGCAAAGUUGAGAUGCGAGGCAACUUACGAGAGACGCUGCACUCGCAAGACAUCUUGUGGGGGGGGGGGGUAGGAGGUGGUGGUGGUGUGAUGGCAGAGGGGGGUCUCUCAACGCAACGAUUGGCGGGGCGCGACACGCGCGCCACCGAGGGACAUUGCUCACAAGUGGCUGCACGCUCCGGCCGCUGCGCUGCCCCCCCCCCCCCCCCGAUCCCACAGCGCAAACCUCGGAGCGACGCGCAGACGCCGCAAGGUAAAGUGCAUCGCUGUCCAAGUACGGAGGAAGCUGUUACUUUUGUGGUGAAGAAAAAAUAACGAAAGUUUUUAAAGUGGAAGAGACGGUUUUCCUUCACACCUCCCCACCUCUCACCCAUGAAGACUCUUGCACCUUUUGCCCUAAUCUGUAGCAAUGCUUGACUACACGAAGCCCGCAUUCGCAAGAUCUACUUAACUGUGACCGAAAGAUCUUCGCAACAGACACCACUUUAAAAAAAGAAAACGUCCAGUACUGCAAUUAGAAAGAAAAAAAAAAGAUAUAUAUAACAAAACCAAGCGCGUGUUUUGUGCAAAAGCAGAUUAUCGUAGCCAAGAUGUAUAUUUAAACUGCAAUAUUAAUGUAUUGUGUACAUACGUUACGAAUUUUUAAAUAAAAAAAAUUCUC